AUGGAUAUUAUUCAAAAGAUGGUUUUUAAGUCUAAGCAACAACCGCUCGUUCCCAUUGGAGCACUCGCAACUACCGGAGCGAUUAUUUUAGCUUCCAAAUCUAUCCGUCGUGGAGACCGGAUCAAGACCCAGAUCUACUUUCGCUACAGAAUCGGGUUCCAACUUCUUACGUUGGUUGCACUUGUUGCUGGUGGUUUGUACUACCAGACAGAAACCGCUCAGCAGAAGCAAACUAGGGAAGAAAAGUUGAGAGACAAGGCCAAACUUCGGGAGAAGCUUUGGAUCGAGGAAUUGGAGCGGCGGGACGCUGUUAUUCAAGAACGGAAAAAGCGGUUGGAGGAAAGCAAGGCCGAGUUGCUCGAGGUUGCGCAGCAGGGAUUUGAAGAAGCGAGGGAGACGGAAACAAGAGAGGCUCAAUUGAAGAAGGAAGAAAUUGAGGAGAAGGAGAACUGA
Molecule: messenger RNA, 453 nt
Organism: Meyerozyma guilliermondii ATCC 6260
Lineage: Eukaryota; Fungi; Ascomycota; Pichiomycetes; Serinales; Debaryomycetaceae
Exons: 1
Coding region: 1-453 (150 amino acids)
Biological process (GO): mitochondrial respirasome assembly
Cellular component (GO): mitochondrion
Source: RefSeq, a predicted model, not a curated record